AAAAGUUAAUUUGCACGCGUGAGUGCACGUGCAAGCCGCAUCGCGAACCAGUGCGGUCUUUUGUUUGCCGAGCAAACUCCGUACCGCACUGGGCAGCGGGGCACCGGAAAACGCGUUGCGGCGGUGGCUGAAAAACGGCAAGACAGCGACGGAGGUGAGAGCAACGAGGUGCCGGAUGGCUUCAUAGCAGCCUUUUUGGUGCAGCCGUUUCUAGCUAGGUGCGACACCAGGGAUGUGCACGUUAAUGCUGAGUGAGGAAGUGGAGCACGUAGCUGAGCAUCCAGAGCCAGUGGAGGAGGAGGAAAUGGAUGACGAUCAGGAGGAUACCAGCUCCGCUAUUUUACCAGUCCUAGAUAGUGAAUUGGGUACCAGUAGCCCUUCUGUGCGUUUCAGCAAGACCUGCCUAAAGAAUGUCUUUUCAGUAAUUCUCCUCUUCAUUUAUCUGCUGCUCAUGGCUGUAGCUGUGUUCCUUGUCUACCAAACAAUCACUGACUUCAGGGAAAAGCUCAAACACCCGGUGAUGUCUGUCUCUUACAAAGAAGUGCCCUUGUACGAUGCACCUGGUAUUGCUCUUUACCCAGGCAAGGCUCAGCUGCUUAGCUGCAAGCAUCAUUACUAUGAUCACAUUCCGCCUCUGAUAAACCCAGGUCAGCCAGGAGAAAUUGAGUGCACCACUCAGAGAAUCAACUACACAGAUCCUUUUACUAAUCAAACCAUGAAACAUGCUUUGAUUGUCCAAGGACCUCGCGAUGUGAAGAAAAGGGAACUCGUGUUUCUGCAGUUCCAUUUAAAUGAAACAAACCAGGAUUUUAGUGCAAUAAACUAUCUUCUGUUCUCUUCUUUCCAGGAGUUCCUCAACAGUCCAGAUAAAACAGAAUUCAUGAAAGACUGCGAAAGCUCAUACUCCAGCUGGAAGUUCUCUGGUGGUUUUCGAACCUGGGUCAAAAUGUCCUUGGUGAAAACAAAAGAGGAAGAUGGGCGUGAGACUGUGGAGUUCAAACAAGAGACUAGUGUGGUUAACUACAUUGACCAGAGGCAUAAGCCGGCAAGUGACCAGUUGUUUUUUGUGGUAUUUGAAUGGAAAGAUCCCUUUAUACAAAAAGUUCAAGCGAUUGUCACUGCCAAUCCUUGGAACAUGAUUGCUCUACUAUGUGGUAUUUUCUUGGCUCUGUUUAAAGCAGCAGACUUUGCCAAACUAAGUGUUAAGUGGAUGAUCAAAAUCCGCAAGAGGCACCUGAAGAGGAGAAGUCAAGCAAUGAACCACAUAAGCUGAGGACUAAACCACCUUUAGAACAUUUUUAGUACACUGGAUAAAAUUUCAAACAACAAUGCAGCAGUUACAUAAACUAAAAAGAGUUGUGUGUUUAAGGAGAACUACUUACCUUUGCUGGAGUGACAACAUAAAAGAACUGACACGAACCUUAAGAGGCUAACUCUGAAGAAUAAGACUACUAAAACACGUCUUUUUAAAAAUGUAAGUUAUGAACAUCUUUACCAAGCUUGUGUCAAUUUAUUGGGGGUGGAAUGGAAUUCAUAAAGUAAUGUUCAAAAUGUCAGCUUAGAACAGAAUAGACAUGUUUGUAUUUAUUUGGCAUCUAGACAGUAGUUUAAGCUUUUCUCCAUGAGCUAAGUGGACUGCCCCUGUUACCAUAAAAGUGCCCCGAACCAGUAAAAUGACUUGUCAUCCUCUGUCUGAUCUUCCCAGGCAUAGUUAUUAUCUAUGAACAGUAAGGAGCAAAGCACUUUCAAGAUCAAUGUAAAAAUGGGUCAAAAGGUUUAAUCUCUUAAAUCUCCAACCUAUUACCUAGAACAUAGAAUACUUGGGAUUUUUAUCAAAUAUUUCACAUUUGGUUAAAAUGCACUGUGUAUUAAAGCUACUUUAAAAGCAAGUUAUGUAUUGUAAGUCAUAUGGAAUGUCAUGGAUCACUGCCAGUUACUACUACUUAAACAAAGCCUCUUGGAAUGAUUCUU
Chelonoidis abingdonii (Abingdon island giant tortoise) is the source of this 1971-nucleotide messenger RNA. NCBI's taxonomy places the organism in Eukaryota, Metazoa, Chordata, Testudines, Testudinidae. The record is from RefSeq and is a predicted model, not a curated record.